UUUGCAAAUAUAUAAAUAGUGCCACAUCCACCGCCAUAAUCAUCAUCAUUUUUAUUUGAUUUUUUUUGGCUGAUUUUGGUCGGUUGGUUGGUCGGUCGAUAGGUCGGUUGGUUGGUUGGUGGUAUCAGAGAUUCAUCGAUUCGAAAACAAAAAGAAAGAAAGAAAAAAAAAUUGACAUCUGUGUUUGUGUGUGUUUUUGUGUGCUUGGAAAUGUGCCGAAAAACUUGGUGUCCCAGUGGUCACCAUUGUCCUGAAGGUCUAACAUGUAUGCUGGUGUUUGCAAUAUUUUCUGCCGUACUUGGCAUGUUUCAAUUUGGUUACAAUACCGGAGUGAUAAAUGCACCACAAAAGAUUUUAGAAAAUUUUAUUGCCGAAGUAUACAAAUCACGAACAGGUAAAUAUAUGUCUGAAGAUAUGUUAACAUUAGUAUGGUCGGUAACAGUUUCAAUAUUCGCUGUUGGUGGUAUGAUUGGCGGUAUAUCUGGCGGUGCUAUCGCUGAUUAUUGUGGAAGAAAAUGUGGUCUAUUGCUCAACAAUGCCAUUGCCAUAUUGGGUGCUACAUUGAUGAGUUCAUCACAUUUAUUCUGUUCAAUAGAAUGUCUUGUGUUUGGUAGAUUUUUUAUUGGUCUAAGUUGUGGACUAAAUACUGCACUUGUGCCUAUGUAUCUAUCGGAAAUAGCACCAAUGACAUUAAGAGGUGCACUUGGAACAGUAAAUCAAUUGGGCGUAACCAUUGGACUAUUAUUAUCACAAAUAUUGGGCCUAUCACAAAUAUUAGGCACUGAAGAUGGAUGGCCAUUUUUAUUGGGUGUGGCAUUCAUACCAGCAAUUUUACAAUUGAUGCUUUUACCACAAUGUCCGGAAUCACCUAGAUAUUUAUUAAUUUCAAAAGGACGGUUAACUGAAGCCACUUAUGCAUUACAACGAUUACGAUGUACAACAAAUGUUGAAGAUGAUAUUGAAGAAAUGCGUAUUGAAGAUAGAGCCCAACAACAAGAAGCUAAGAUUACAAUGUUACAAUUGAUCAAAAAUCGUUCAUUACAAACACCAUUGAUUAUUGGCACUGUGAUGCAAUUAUCACAACAAUUGUCCGGCAUAAAUGCCAUUUUUUAUUAUUCAACCAAUAUAUUCACUAUUGCUGGACUUGGUGAUGAUUUGGCCAAAUAUUCUACAAUUGGUGUCGGUGUCGUCAUGGUGUUAAUGUCAUUAGUAUCGAUGAUGUUGAUGGAUAGAACUGGUCGCCGUACAUUACAUUUAUAUGGACUUGGUGGAAUGUUUAUAACGAGCAUGUUUUUAACCAUAUUCUUGUUAUUUGGUUUUCUAUAUACAUGGAUGUCUUAUAUGAGCGUCAUCAGUACAUUAAUUUAUGUUGUAUUUUUUGCUAUUGGACCGGGAUCAAUUCCUUGGAUGAUAACUGCCGAGCUUUUUUCACAAGGUCCAAGACCAGCUGCCAUUAGUAUUGCAGCAUCAGUAAAUUGGUUUACUAAUUUUGUUGUCGGUUUAGCAUUUCCAAUUAUGAUACAAUUUAAAGAUAAAGCAAUGGAUAAAUAUGCAUUUUUACCAUUCACUGGAUUUUUAGCCAUUUUUUGGAUAUUCACUUAUUUUAAAGUGCCCGAAACUAAAAAUCGUACAUUUGAAGAGAUAUCGGCUUUAUUUCGUAAAGAUGGUUCUGAUAAUUUAAUACAAAUUGAUGAUAAUGUUGGUGGUUCACAACAAUUCACUCAUGAUGGCCAAGCACCAUCAUCAUCUGGAAAUGCUGCUGUGGCUGGUAUUGGUGGACAUCAAUCAUCAUCACAGACUGGUCUUGAAUCACAUAAUUCUAGUUCUGGUGAUAUUUAUUCACAUAAAUCAAGUAGUGGUGAUAUUAUUUUUGCUGAUGAAAGAACCUUGGAAAAAUGUAAGAAUGGAGAUUCUUUGGAUAUUUGUAAAGAACCCGAACAGCAGCAGCAGCAACAACAACAACAACAACAAUCUAGUCAACCACAGAAUCAGGAUUUUAAGUUUAAACAAUAUCCCGAUUAUAAAACAAUAUCGACAUGAUUUUAUAUUUUUUUAAUUCGAUAAUUGAUAAUUGUGCCCUUUUUUUUUUUUUUUUUUUUUUUUUGUUU
Messenger RNA from Dermatophagoides farinae (American house dust mite), 2108 nucleotides. Lineage: Eukaryota; Metazoa; Arthropoda; Arachnida; Sarcoptiformes; Pyroglyphidae. The record is from RefSeq and is a predicted model, not a curated record.